ACUUCCUCAACCAUGAUAACCGCCACGUCUUAUCUCUCGAUCCUUCCUCGUUCCACUAUCCCAGAAACCCACCGCCUCAUAACCCCGCUGAGGUUUUCCUCUUCUUACACCUGAUCGGAUCGUCGGUGGUGGCUUUCUAUAUCCCUUUCAUCUGCCUCCGUCUUUUCGAGACAAUCACUCUCCACGCCUCGCCUACGACUUAUCUGUAUCUUCUCCUCCCACCUACCGACUCAUCGAUCUUCAACAUCAGACUCAUCACAGUUGAGACCCAAAACCCUCUCACCACCACCGCCCUAUACGCCGCUGCUCACGAUCGUCUUCACUGACUCACCCCGCUGCUUCUGCUCAGUCUUCAACCUUCUCCAUUUUCAAACCGAGCGAAGCUUCCAUCUUCGUUUCGAGGUCGUCGUCCUACCCUUAUGUCGACUCGGCCUCUUCCUUUCGUUUUAGGGCUUUAGGAAGAGGGCAACGCCCAAUGGUGGUGGUGCGGACCAUCGCAGACAAUACUGAAAGAAAGCAAGGAUUUUUGUCGUUGAUGAGGUAUACCCUCCAAAUUACCCACCCCGGCUCCAUCUGCUACGCUGAUUUCACUCGCAUCUGAAAGAAUCGAUUUUUCAGCUGUUUAUGGGAUUCAGAAAGAAAUUGAUCGACUUUGUUGAUAGUUUGGUUAAUCGAAGAAGAGUGGGUCCAAGUCUCUAUCCCGAUAUUGGCAAAAAAAAAAGUUCUAGAAAGCAGGGGUUAAUGGCAGUUUUUAGUUUGUUAAUCAAGAAAAUAAUGGAGUUGCAUGACAACUUUAUUGCAUAUGUUACAGAUUGCUUCAUGAAUCAUACAUUAUUUCACAAGGCCCUAAAACAGGCAUUUGAGGUUUUUUGUAAUAAAAUUGUGGUUGGUUGUGUGAUUUUACUGUCACAAUAUCCUGAAAAAGGGGGCAGGGAGAAGUUGAGUGAUGAGGCAAUCGAAGAAACUUGGAUAAGACCUAACUGUGACUUCAAAAAGCAAAUAAGUGAAAGGAAAAGGCUCAAUUGCUUGCUACUGUUAUGCCCUUCUCAGCUUAAUUCAUUAAUUUGUGCAGCAAAGUUUCAAUGGUAUUGGGAGAACCCGGGAGUGAAGGAUCAUCAGAAACAUGGAACAAUCCGUCAGCUAUAGAUUUUGCUUUUGAAUGUCUUAAUUUCUUAAGCAACUGGUUGUACUGCAGUCAGAUUCAUACAAAACUGUUGUUGACAGUUGCAACAUGCAUAAAUCAGAGAAGGUCAUUGUCAUCCUUUUCGUCCGUAUUAUAUAAAACUUUAUCAUAGCAUUGUACUUUUGCUUCUUUCUAAUAUAACAUUGUACUUCAUCA
Molecule: messenger RNA, 1339 nt
Organism: Lactuca virosa
Lineage: Eukaryota; Viridiplantae; Streptophyta; Magnoliopsida; Asterales; Asteraceae
Source: the annotation of a GenBank genome assembly